AUGAACCGAAGCAACUACCACUCUCUCCUCCACCUCUGCAAAACCCUAGAAUCGCUCCAACGCCUCCACGCCCAAGCCCUCGUCCGCGGCCUCCACCCCCACCACCAACCCCUCUCCUGCCGCAUCCUCAACGCCUACGCCGCCCUCGGCGCCCCCGCCGCCGCCCGCAAGCUCUUCGCCGAAGUCCCCGCCCCCGAUCUCGUCUCCGUCACCAGCCUCAUCUCCCUCCACCUCCGUUCCAACCAACCCCGCCGAGCCCUAUCCUUGUUCUCGCAGCUCCGAGCCCCCGAUGGGUUCGCCGUCGUCGGCGCCCUCGCCGCCUUGGCCCGGAUCGGCCACGCGGGGCUCGGCAAAUCGGUCCAUGGGUUCGUUUGCCGGCGCGAAUUGGGUUCGGAGACGGUUGUCGGCAACGCGUUGAUCGAUAUGUACUGUAAAAUUGGGAAAUUUGAGAUUGCGCGACGAGUGUUUGAUGGAAUGCGUGUGAGAGAUUCGGUCACUUGGAGUAGUUUGCUUCACGGGUGUGUCAAGUGCGUAGGGUUGGAUUCCGCGUUGAGGUUGUUCGAUGAAAUGCCGGAGACAGACGUGGUUUCGUGGACGGUGAUGAUCACGGGCCACGUACAGGGGAAGAUGCCCAUGCAAGCGCUGGAACUUUUUAGGAUGAUGAAAUCGGACGGUUGCCGUCCUACGCAAAUCACGCUUGUCGGGGUUAUCUCCGCUUGUGCCGAUAUCGGUGCUCUAGACCUCGGCCGCGCAAUCCACGGCUAUGUAAGCAAAGCGAACAUUGGCUCCGAUCUUACCGUUUAUAACGCUCUGAUUGAUAUGUACUCUAAGAGUGGGAGUCUCGAUGCUGCGUUCGCCAUCUUCAAAGAGAGCCCAUUUAAGGACGUGUUUACGUACACUACAAUGAUCUCCGGAUUCGCAGUUCACGGCGACGGAAAUCGGGCUACAGAGCUGUCCUUCGAUAUGCAUCGCUCCGGUGUUCGACCAAAUGCGGUGACUUUUCUUUCUCUCCUUACUGCUUGUAGCCACGGAGGAUUAAUCCAAGAAGGUAGAGAAUGGUUUGAUGUAAUGUGCCGAGAAUAUAACAUAAAGCCCCGAAUCGAGCAUUUCGGUUGUAUGGUCGAUCUACUAGGGCGAGCGGGGCUCUUAACCGAAGCCGAAAAUUUGAUAAAAACUAUGGGAAUUGAGCCUGAUACAGUUAUAUGGAGAUCACUACUGAGUGCAUGCCUAGCUCACGGAAACGAUAAGUUGGCCGAGAUCGCGGGAAAGGAGAUUAUAAAGCGCGAGCCGGGGGAUGACGGGGUUUAUGCGCUUUUGUGGAACAUGUAUGCUUCGUCGUGUCGAUGGGGCGAAGCACUAGAAUUGAGGAAGGAGAUGCGGAAUAGAAAGGUUUUUAAGAAGCCCGGGUGUAGUUGGAUCGAAGUAGACGGAUUAGUUCACGAAUUUUUGGCAGACGAUGCGGCGCAUUGCCGUCGAAGAGAAGUGUAUUUUGUGUUGGAAUGUAUGGCCAAGCAAUUGAAGAAUGAUGAUGGUGUGUUUUUGCUUGAUGAAGAUGAAAAUGUUAUGUUGUAA
Molecule: messenger RNA, 1572 nt
Organism: Ananas comosus (pineapple)
Lineage: Eukaryota; Viridiplantae; Streptophyta; Magnoliopsida; Poales; Bromeliaceae
Product: pentatricopeptide repeat-containing protein At2g22410, mitochondrial-like
Exons: 1
Coding region: 1-1572 (523 amino acids)
Biological process (GO): RNA modification
Molecular function (GO): protein binding; RNA binding
Source: RefSeq, a predicted model, not a curated record